This is a messenger RNA of Petromyzon marinus (sea lamprey), 9095 nucleotides long. It is a transcript of the gene UTP20, whose product is annotated as UTP20 small subunit processome component. Lineage: Eukaryota; Metazoa; Chordata; Hyperoartia; Petromyzontiformes; Petromyzontidae. The record is from RefSeq and is a predicted model, not a curated record. Gene Ontology annotation, cellular component: nucleolus; 90S preribosome; small-subunit processome.
AAUGUGGAGAAGGUGAAACCGAGGAAUCGAUUCAGCCUUGAUCCUUGCUGCCUCUCAGGCGCGGUAACGUCGUGCGGAUGGGGGAGGGGGUACUCGGCGGCCCGCCGUUUCCGUGCAGGCCCCGCCCCCUUACCCUCACCUCGGAAGUGACGUCGGCACUGUACACACACGUGGAGCUAGCGCGCGGUACAGUGCGUGUUGGAGCUCGCGGUUGGGAACGGAGGAGCCGGGGUGUGAAUAGGCCUCGUGUGGUUUGAUUCUUAACGGAAGGCUCGUCAGCUCAGAGAUUCAGCUGGGAACAGGGUUCACCAACUCAGAGGUAUAUCACCACAUCUAGGGUUCAUCGCCAGAGAGACACCGAGCAACGGAAUGGCCUCCACAAUGAAGACGAAGUCGAGCCACCACAAGUCUGAAAACAGGUUUCGCUUCCUGACCUUUGCAGAGCGUUUGGCGAAUGUCAACAUCGAUGUGAUCCACAGGAUCGACCGCACGGGCAGCCUCUCUGAGGAGGUGGAGACAUACUUUUACGAAGGACUGCAAAAAUGGAAGGAUCUAAAUGCCACAGAAAAUUUUGGUACAUUUUUACGAGAGGUGAAUGGCUUGUGCCAGUCAUUCCCCCAGCUGGUACACCACCAAAAUGCUGUUGUCCAGGCCCUCAAAGCACACCUACAAGUACCCAACAGCCUGGCCUUACAGCCACUGCUGGAUCUGGUUGUGCAGCUGGCCCGGGACUUGCAGGCAGAUUUCUACCCUCAUUUUCCCGAGUUUUUUUCUAUUGUGACGGGGCUAUUGCAAACGCAGGACACUGACCAGCUGGAGUGGGCCUUUUGCUGCCUCGCCUACCUCUACAAGUACCUGUGGAAGCCCCUCAUUCGGGACAUCCAGAAUGUCUACAGUAUGUACAGUACUCUUCUGGCACACAAGAAGGAACACAUCAAAAAUUUUGCAGCCGAGAGCUUCGCCUUUCUGAUGAGAAAGGUUCCUGACCACAGCGCUCUCUUUGAUUGGAUGUUUACCGACCUGGAGCAAAACCCGGACAAGCGCGAUGGGUUGGGUCGCCUGCUGUUUCAGAUGUGCAGGGGGGUCCGCAUGCAGUUCCACUCCUGCGCUGGCAGGGUGCUACCGAUAAUGCUGGAGAAGCUGGGACCCCGAACGAAGGUGGGGCCUCCUCUUCCCUGGGCGGAUGUGAGCCACUCGCUGUGCCAGAUGGUGCAGUGGGUAGGGGACCACAUGCUCAAGGAGCACUGCCCGGUGGUUUGGGACUCCCUGCUGGAUGCUGUUGCAAAGCUAAGCCUAAUGUUGGCUGGAGACGGUGAUGCUGAAGGCUGGGAGCAGAUGGAGAGGCUGCUGGUGGUCAUUCUCACAUUGCUCAAGCACGGGCGUGGAAAGAAGGUCACAGAACCGGAGAAGAUCAGCCUCGUGCUGGUGAGGCUGUUGGAGGGAUUCCAAGUGCCGCACGAGCGUGCAUCCUCGCUGCUCAAGGUGGUGUCCACCCUCCUGCUGGCUGAGCACGCGUUUCUGCCCAGCCACGCCGUGGAGCAACUCCUCCGAGCAGUGUUUGAAAGCAGCUGCAGCCAGGAGACUGUGAUUAAUUUCUGCCUGGAAAUGUUUGACGUGCCAGAUUUUGAGCAGCUCUUUUUGCCUCAACUGCUGCAGUACCUGGAGUGUUCCUUCCUGAAGGGUCAGGAAGACCAAUCAAAUAUGGCUGUGGGCCUCUUGGCCCAUCUUGUGCUAAGGAAAGCCCCACCGCCCACUGAUGGUUCCAUGCCUUUUGAGAAAUAUCCUCUCCUCUUCUUGGGGAAACAGCGAAGGAGCGCCCUGAAGAAGGGAAAGAGUGCGGUGGAGGAGCAGGGGACAUACUUGAAUGUAGCGGAGUACCUGCUGGGGCUGCUGGAGAUGCCAGGUGACGGCUGGGAGGAGCGGCUGCCUCUCCUCUGGGCCACUCUCCUUGUGCUUCCACAUAUUCGCCCACUUGAGAAGAUGUUUGUCAAUGACAUCUCCGAGCUCAUUGAUAAAACAGUAGCUGUGGUCAGAAGCCAAGGCGAGCCAAUAUCAGGGCUUUUGCUGUUUGUGCUGAGGCAGGCUGUCUCGUCGCUGCUCAGCCUGACGGAGGACGUGGAUGUGCUUGCUGUCUUGCCUUGCCCACUGGUCAUCACGCUGGUGCAGCGUUUCCCCAGCGAGCUGUCCGUGCUGCUGCUGGCCGACCUGUGCUACACGAGGCUGGCGCUGACAGGGCAGCACCACCUGCUCUCAGCACAGCAUCUGCUGGAGAUAUUUCCUCCGCUUGAGAAAAAUCUCUCCUCCUCCUGUGCAAGGGUGCGUCUGCUGACCCUAAGAAUACUAAAUAAUUUUGAAGUAAAUCUUCACAAGGUUGAUGAGGAGGCGUCGAAGCAGACAAGCGUGUUUGAGAUCUGCCUGCGAGCAGAGCUGGUGGAGCCCACGUUGCCGGAAUACCGUGAGAAGCUGCUGCAUAUGCGCAAGCUCCGCUACGACCUGCUGUCAGACUGCAUCCCGGAGGGACCCUACCAACAGGUGGCGUUGCGGUAUUUGAUUGGGAUUCUGUACAUUAACUUCAGCAUGCUCUGGGAUCCAGCUGUGGAACUCAUCAGUUCGCAUGCUCGGGAAAUGAAAAGCAAGGCAUUUUGGGAGGUAUUUGAGGAGCAGCUGGAACUUGCAGCCUCUCAGAAUGAGAGAAUAUUACGCGAAAGUCUGAACAAUGAUUAUGAAACAGAGGAUGUAGCUGUUGGACCAAACGGAGCUUCUGGCAGCAUUGAACGUCUGUGCUGGCAGCAGAAGCUGGCGCUCACAGUGUCCCCCGAGCGGCAAGAUCAUGUGAACUUCCGCCUGCAUCUCUGGAAGGCCAUGGCUGAUUUUCCGGAGAGGGUGGAGCCACAUUCUCGAGAUCUCUCGCCUUUGCUACUCCGCUUUAUCAGCCAGGAAUACUUCCCAGCAGAUCUCCUCGUAGCUCCCACCGAAAAUCUGCGCAAGAAGGGCUGUGCGAGUACCCCGACGGAGGAGGAGUCGGCAGAAACAUCUGCCGCGUGGAAGGGCGAGAGCGAUGAUGAGGAGGAGGAUGAAAAGGAUGAAGAGGCUCAACAAGUGCAGCAGAAGAGGAAGUCUUUCAGAAAAAAGCCAAGGCGUGCGGCUGUCAGAGAGCUGGUGGCCCAUCUCAAAGUAUUUUCCAAGUUCAGCAAUCCGAGGGCCCUCUACCUGGAGUCCAAGCUUCGUGAUCUUUACUACCAGUUGCUGUGCCAUCGGGACCAGGAUGUUCAGAAGGUGGUUCUCGCGUGCUUGCUGACCUACAAACCCAAGUAUCUCUUGCCCUACAGAGAGAGACUGGAACGGCUCUUGGAGGACCGCUACUUCAAGGACGAGAUUGUGCACUUCAGCGUGUCGGAGGAAGCUGGCCUCGUGAAGGCUGACGACCGCGCUGAGCUCAUGCCUGUUCUAUUGAGGAUCCUGUACGGGCGCAUGAUGAGCAAGACGGGGAACCGCACGCAGGGCCGCGCUGGGGCCACCACGCGCAUGUCCAUCGUGCUGCGCUUCCUGGCCAGCUCGCUGCCCGAGGAGAUGCACAUGUUUGUGCGCCUCCUCUUGGAGCCUGUCGCCACUUUCAUGGAGGGCUCGUGCGAGCAUGCAGUGACACGUACUCUGCAGGAGCUGGAGCUGGGCUCCGUGAUUCCCCUGGGCCGGCAGCACGGCAUUCUCAACACGGUCGACACGCUCAUGGCCAACGUGGGCCACCUGCUCCAUGGCCACCUGUCACAGCUGCUGCAGAUCCUUCUGUGCAUGGUGGCAGCCUUUUCGCACAUUCUGGAUCAGCGCGAUCAGGUGCAACCACGCUCAGUCGCGCUCGUGAAGCGGCUGCGACGCCUGGGCCAGGAUAGCCUCCUGCACUUUUUUGAAGACAACGAUGCGUACGCGUUCUCUGCUGGCGAGCUGGAGGCAGUCUUCCAGGCACUCUUCUGGCCCCUGAUUACUCGCCUGUCCACAGAAAGUCAGUACUCCCCUACGCCGCUACUCAAACUUGUACAAAUGUGGAGCCAGAUUCCAAGGUUCAUCCCACUCUUAGCCAAGGAGCACCCAGAGCGUCCCGAGUGCAGUGUGCUGCCCAACGUGUAUGCACUGCUUAAAGCCAAGAAUCUGAGCCCAGCCACGGCCCAGUGCGUACUCGACAUUGCCGAGAACCUGCUGACCGUGCCUGACCCAGAGUCCACAGAGACGGACUCAGCGCUGUCUACGCAGGGCUGCGUGCUCCCCGCAUCUGCCAGUCUCCCCGAUGGGACACGGCUGCAGCUGGGCACACGGCUGCUAUUACCACACGUAACGGGCAUCCUCCAGUACCUGGCGGGCGUCGUCAAGGACCGUGACAAGAUGAACAGCAAAAAAUUCCACGAUCAAGUUUCCAAGAACCUCAACAUUUUGUCUCGAGUGAGCAAGUUCGUGGUGAACGAGGAGCAGAGCUCUCUGCUCAUCGGUCUGCUCGUGCCCUACCUCUCCAAAGCCAACCUUGGACAGGACAUGGAGGUGGACAUCCUGGAGACAAUCAUGAACCUAUUGAAACGCGUUUCUGUUCCUGGGAGUUACCUCAAGCCUCUGGCAUGUCUCCUGUCAUGCCUCCAAAACAAGCUCUCUCGACAGGCCCUCUCUGCCGUCUUCCAGACCCUUGGGGAACUGGACAAUACAGUCACAUACAUCACAGAUGUCAUUGUAAAGAUGAAUGCCUUUGAUCGCAGGCAUCUCGACGAUAUCAAUUUUGACAUCCGCCUCGAGGCAUUCCAGGCGGCCACAAAGUACGUGGCUGGCAUGGAGAAGGUGGACAGCGACUAUCUGCUGCCACUCCUGCACAACUGCUUCUACUCCAUACAGCUGACUGAAAUGGCCCUCUCCGACAACGCCAGCUUGUGCCUCGCGACGGUGGUGCAGCGCUUGUCGAUCAUCUCGCAUACGGAGGAGGAAUUCCGAGAGGUCAUCACCCGCACGCUGCUCGUUGCUGUGCGGCGCGGUCUCAAGUCCCAGACGCAGAAUGUGCUGCACGAGUAUGUGGGCCUGCUACGCUGCCUGGUGCACAUGUUCCCACACCGUGUCGAGUUCCAAGACCUUGUGACACUCACUGAUCCGGACCCUGAGGCGGACUUCUUUGAGAACAUGCGUCACAUCCAGGUGUACCGGCGGGCACGUGCACUGAAGCGCGUGGCGAGGCAGCUGCAGGACGGCUCGCUCCGCAUCUGUGCCGCUGCGCUGCAGAGCUUCAUAAUGCCCUUUGCCACCACGCCACUCGCCAACCCGAAGUUUUCCAAGCAAGAGAAUGUGGUGGAGGCCUGUGUGGACGCACUGGGGGCCAUCUGCAGGCACCUGCCCUGGAAGCCCUACCUCUACACUCUGCGGCACUACAUUCACCUGCUGCAGACUACACAGUUGGAACUUAAACUGGCGAUCAGCUUGCUGAUAACUGUGUUGGACGCCUUCCACUUUGACCUUGAGACCUUGCAGAGAGAGGCGGAGCAGAGCAUUCGGGAAUCUCCAGCGGCCGCUGUGGAGGCAGCGAUGGAAGUAGAGGAUGUAGACGAUGCGACGCUGCUCGGUGAGGAGGCUGCAUGUGGAGAAGGCGAGGCUGCUGAGCCCAUGGAGGAAGGCAGCACCCAGGCCCUGGGUCUGGGUGGUGAGGUGGCUGGUGAUGCUGCUGCCCCUGCUGCCUCUGCUGUCCGCUCGCACUGCCUGAAUGGGCAGCAGCUUCAAGAGCAGGUGCAGCAGACCAUCACCGCCAACGUGUUACCCAAGCUGCUCGCCUGCCUCGCCACCAGAAGCAAGGCAGAAAUGGACCACAAGGCAGUGCGCACGCGAGGAGUGGACGAGGAGCAGGUGGCUCGCAUCCCGCUCGCGCUCGCCGUGGUCAAGCUGCUGCAAGCCUUGCCAAGCAAAGUCUUGGAGGCAAACUUGCCCAGUGUGGUGCUCAAGGUUUGCUUCAUGCUGAGGAACCGGCUGCAGGAGGUGCGAGAUGUGGCUCGUGGGGUCCUCAUCAAGAUCGCGGAUGCCUUGGGCCCUUCCCAUCUGCCCUAUGUUCUGCAGGAGUUGAAGUCCACGCUCACAAGGGGAUUCCAGCUGCACGUAAUGUCGUUCACAGCACACUAUCUCCUGAAGAGCCUUACGGCCAACAUGCAGCCGGGACAGCUGGAUCCUUGCGUGAACAUCUUCGUUCAGGUGUGUAACGACGAGCUGUUUGGCGAAGUUGCUGAGGAGAAGGAGGUGCAGGGCAUCGUGCGGAAGAGCAUGGAGGCUCGUAGCUGCAAGAGCUACGACACCUAUGAGCUGCUGGGACAGUUUGUGAGCUGCAGCCAUGUUGCCGCCCUUAUCCACCCACUCAAGCAGGUGUUGGAGGGCACGAUGAGCCACAAAGUGGCUCACAAGGUGCAGGAGUGCUUGCGCCGCCUGGUUCUGGGUCUGCUCGAGAACUGCCAGCUCACGGGAGACACCUAUCUCCUGCUGAGUCACGCCAUGAUCACGGACAGUCUGCCCAUCCUCAUCAAGAAAGCCAGUAAGGACCGCGUAGCAGCGCUCUCGGCCCCGAACUCGCGGCCCCCCAGCUGCCUGCUGCUGCCUCCGACCCCAACGCGCGGCGGGGAAAAGGCGGCGGUCAACGCACGCACCAACGUGCACAUCCUGGUGGAGUUUGGCCUGCAGGUUUUGCAUCUGACACUGAAGAGGUCAAAGGUGAAAAUUACUGAGAAGAAAGUCUUGGAAAUGGUGGACCCGUUUGUUUUGCUGCUGUGCGACUGUUUGGACUCCAAACACGUCAAGGUGGUGGCGAGCGCCCUGCGGUGUCUGGCCUGGUCGCUGCGCUGCCCCCUCCCUUCCCUGGGGAGGCUCGCCGACCGCCUCACCAAGCAGCUUUUCCUCCUGCUCAAAAACUAUGCGUGUGCCGGCGCUGCCAAGGGGGACAAUUUCGAGAUGAUCCUUUCCUGCUUCAAGGUGAUGACGGUGCUCGUGCGCCACAUGGAGAAGAGCCAGCUCACGGAGAAGCAGCUGCAGGUGCUGCUGGGGUAUGCGGAAGAGGACAUCCAUGAUUCAUCUCGCCAGGCCACAGCCUUCGGACUCCUUAAGGCCAUUGUCCAGCGACGGCUCAUGGUUCCGGAAAUGCACGAAGUGAUGACGAAAGUUGCGGAGCUGGCCAUCACGGACCAGGCGGAGGCGGUGCGCGUACAGUGCCGGCAGGUGUACCUGACAUUCAUAAUGGAUUACCCCUUGGGGAAGAAGCUUGGUGAACACCUGGAGUUCAUCGUUUCACAGCUCACGUACGAACACGAGUCGGGCCGCGACUCUGCCCUGGAGAUGCUCGUCAGCAUCUUCCAGAGUUUCCCGCAGGAACUGCUGCUUGAGUCGAGUAGUCUGUUCUUCCUGCCACUCGCCCUGAUGCUGGUGAACGACGCCUCGGCACGCUGCCGCAAGAUGGCGGCCUUGGCUGCCCGCACGCUGCUCGCCAAGAUCAGUGCAGAGAAGCGCGACUCACUUUUCUCUCUUGCAACCUCCUGGUUUAAAAGAAAGAAGGUGCCCAUGCGGCAACUGGCAGCGCACGCGUGUGGGCUGUUUGUGGAGGUGGAGGGCGCAGAAUUUGACCGUCGUCUGACAUCGCUGCUGCCCUGCAUAGCGCAAGACCUGCAGCCCAGCAAUCACGAGAAUGUGGAAAAGAAGACGCAGGAAAAUGCUGCCGACCACCUGCUCUUUGCCCUUCUGACGCUUCUGUCCAAGAUCCUAAAGGGUUGCCCUGCGGUCACCUCGGCAACGCACAGGAAAAAUAUGAACACCAUCUGGGCGAGCGUGCAGGCUCACCUGCAGCAGCCGCACUCCUGGGUUCGCCUGGCCGCGUGCCAGCUCUUUGGACUGCUCUUUGCUGCGUGGAAACCCGAAGAACUCGUCGCACAAGCUAAACAACUGGAGACGGCAUCGGCAUCCAAAAAGGACUACAUUGUUCAUGAUUUGAACACCAAGGUGAAGGAGCUUGUCAAAGCAUUUUGCUUCCAACUCCAGUCCAAGUUCCUGAGUCCAGACCUUGGAGAGCAGGUGGUGAAGAAUCUGAUCUUCCUCUCGCGAGUGAUGUACCUGCUGCAUGCCGACUUGACACCACCCACGGCGGUCAGGACAGACUUGCGGACAGACAUGGACAUGGAUGGGGAAGAGGACGGAGCAGAGGAAGGAGAUGGAGGAAAAGAAGCGGAAACCACUGAGAAAAACCAAGCCUGUUUAACCUGGCUUAUGAAGAGGCUGUGCUUCAUGGCCAAGAAGGAGGCUGCCAACACCCCACUAGUGUCCCUGAAGAGAACGUGUGUGUUUAAGUUCUUCGCGGCGAUUGCUUUAGACUUGGGAAAAGAGAAAACAACUCCAUUCCUGGCGAUAAUUCUGAGACCGCUCCACCGUGAGCUGCACAGCACAUACGUGGAGCACGAUCCUACAUUGAAGACCCUGUCUCAGGAGAUCAUCGAGUUGCUGAAGGGUCUGGUGGGGGUGGAGGAGUUCUCACUGGCUUACAGCAGUGUCCAGAAGCAGGCCAACCAGAAGCGCACGGAGCGCAAAGUUCAGCGGGCUCAACAGGCUGUUGCAAAUCCGGAAAUAGCUGCCCGGAGGAAGAUGAAGAAGCACAAGAACAAGGUGGAGGCGCAGAAAAGGAAGUUGGAGGUGCUUCGUCCAGAUUACAAGGCUAAGCGGCAAAAAACCAAGAGCGUGCGUGAGCUUGCUAUUUUGGAGUGAGGCCUUGGCCUCACGGGAGGACAUCUCACUUGCCCCUUGGCGCUAUUUAUGAUGCCUCGGUGAACUCAAGAGUUCUUUGUGUCCCACAAAUGGUGGCCUAGACACUGCAAAAACUGGCAAUUUGGAAGGGUGUGCUUUUAUUCAGAUAGCUUUUUUUUAGAGAAAAUGUAAAAACAAAGUGUGAAACCAGUGAAAGAUUUACGUGCAUUGUUACACGCAUUAGGAAUGAAAUAUGUUCAUGUAAAAUUUAUAUGGAUUUCAUAUGAAUAAUGUGUUUGAACAUUUUGUUUGUAUUGUUAUUACAUUGUUAAUUAUGAACUAGGCCUGUAUUUGUAUUAAAGACAUGUUAAUGC